Molecule: messenger RNA, 1012 nt
Organism: Ceratina calcarata
Lineage: Eukaryota; Metazoa; Arthropoda; Insecta; Hymenoptera; Apidae
Product: puromycin-sensitive aminopeptidase-like
Exons: 2
Biological process (GO): proteolysis; peptide catabolic process
Cellular component (GO): membrane; cytoplasm
Molecular function (GO): peptide binding; zinc ion binding; metalloaminopeptidase activity
Source: RefSeq, a predicted model, not a curated record
GCAGUACUACUGUCUCAUUAAACAGCAAUUAUAAACUAGGAAACGGCGGUGAAUGUUGGUUAUUGAGCGCGGCCAACGAAUCUAAAAUGACAAGAAUCUUCGUAAUAUUUCUCCUCGUCUUGGGGAUCUGCCGGGCGAGUUUUCUGCUUGAACAUAUCGACGAAGAGGAUGACUAUUUGAAAUACAGGCUACCGACCGGCGUAAUGACACCGACCGCAUACAAAUUGCACUACAAGCUUAAUUUCGUUAGAUUCACAUUUCAUGGUGAAGUGGACAUCACGUUAAUAGCGUUGACCACGAACGAUACCGUGACGCUGAACUUAAAAGACUUGACAAUCUUCGACAUUAAGUUCGUGGAUUUGAAUACAACGAAGACUUUCAGGACUGAGUACCUAUUGGACGAAGAGCACGAGAUUCUAGUCAUCACGGUAAAGCCCCAGUUUGAAAAGGAUCAUCACUACUCGCUUCAGAUAAAAUACAUUGGAGUUUUGAACGACGAUUCGAAAGGAUUUUAUAGGAGCAGGGUCACGCACAUGGGCCAAGUCAUCGGGUACGCAGCAACGACUCAUUUCGAGCCGACGUAUGCUCGACUAGCGUUCCCAUGUUGGGACGAGCCUAUCUACAAGGCGAAAUUCAACAUCAGUUUGACAUACAAUAAGGCAUUUCGAGCAAUCUCUAAUACGGAAGUACUGAAAAAAGAAGAAAAUUAUGGGAUGAUGACUACUUUUUUCAAAGAAACCCCACUAAUGUCUACUUAUUUGGUAGCAUUCGUGGUAAGCGAACAUCAAUUUAAGGAAGAUAAAGUCGGCAACUUCACCUAUAGGGUGUGGACUAAAAAGAGCGCAAUAGACUGGGUUGAUUACGCUUUGACAAUAAGUAGGAAGCUUCUGGAACAGCUGAACUUGUACACGAAUAUUUCAUACCAGACAUAUAUGCCAGACAAAAUAGAUCAAAUCUCGCAGAAAGAUUUCUCGGCCGGCGCCAUGGAGAAUUGGGGCCUCUUGAUUUAUAG